AUGUCAACGAAUGACACUUUUGUCUCUGAUAAAAUUGGUAAUGCUAAUGUAGCUUGGGUUCUGUCCGCGACGUGUCUUGUUUGGUUGAUGACUCCGGGAAUAGGAUUAUUUUAUAGCGGCUUGGCUCAAAAAAAGAAUGCCUUAUCUUUGAUAAUGUUAUGCUUCUUGUCCAUUCCUAUUGUAUCUAUUCAGUGGUUCGUGUGGGGUUAUAGUCUAGUAUUUAACAGAAAUGGUGGGAUGUUCAUCGGUAAUCUGCAAAAUGCCAUCCUCAGGAAUCUCGAUUGGGAUAGUGGUCCGACAAAUGGGAGUAAAAAUGUUCCAGAAUUUAUGUUUGUGAUCUUUCAAUGCAUGUUUGCAGUUCUCGCUCCCGCGAUUAUUAUCGGUGGGGUUGCCGAACGU
Molecule: messenger RNA, 399 nt
Organism: Dentiscutata heterogama
Lineage: Eukaryota; Fungi; Glomeromycota; Glomeromycetes; Diversisporales; Gigasporaceae
Source: the annotation of a GenBank genome assembly